Molecule: messenger RNA, 2081 nt
Organism: Helicoverpa armigera (cotton bollworm)
Lineage: Eukaryota; Metazoa; Arthropoda; Insecta; Lepidoptera; Noctuidae
Exons: 2
Coding region: 634-1971 (445 amino acids)
Source: RefSeq, a predicted model, not a curated record
UGAGUGAAUAAGGUUACACGCGAGUUUCGAUUGAGGGACGGUUGGCGCGAAAUGUGCUCUUGUUUGUUUGUGGUAGCGUGGUAGUGAAUCGACGUCACCCUUACAUACGUUUCCUUGAAAGUUUUGCAUUCCGAAGUAGCCACGCAAAUGUCCGUUUCACAAGCACAAAAAGAAAAGAAUUCAAAGAUUUCUUGAGUGAGGCACAGUUUAGUAGUAUAUUUGAUUGUCUGUUUACAAUUUUGUUUAUUUAUUUAAUGUGUUUUUAAAUAAUUAUGCGAAAUUUGAAAUUCUUCAAAAUUUUUACAUGUCUGUACAAAUAAGGAAUCUAAAUCUAAAGCUGAUAAAAUACGAAAUAAGGCUGAAGAUAGUAAAGAUCAAGAAAAUAAAGUCACAGACAAAGACGACGAUCCGUUAGAAUUGAAUAUUAAAAAAGAACCUGUACAAUCCGAUGGUCGCGGACCUUACGUUCCUGGUUCACUAACUGAUCCGGACAAGAGGCACGAUAGCCAUGAGGCUCUAGUUAAAGAUGCUGUCGAACAAAUACACGGACCUCAAGAGGAAGAGGUUGACAAAUUUUGGCGGAAAGUAGCUGAAAACGCGAAGAAAAAUGAUCUUGUUGAAGAACAGAAUAAUAUGAGAGACGUCAAAACAAGUGGGACCCCAAAACUGCCCCAUGUUAACGUCGCACAGAACUUUCAGUUUGCGAGGAAAAUGCACGUCGGAAAUCUGGAGCAUCAGCCGUUACCUGAUACUUUAGGAUACCGAAAUUUAACGAAAGUUGCAGAACAUCGUGAUUCUGAUAUCAUUGUUAAACCAUACGCUAUCGGGUGGAAAGGAUACGGCGCAUCCGGCCCUACGUGUUGCACUAAGAUGCGUGUUCAUAGACCCAAGACAAGCGACCCUAAGAAGCCUGACGGUGAUAAAGGAGAAGGCCAAAGGCCAUCAACAUCUGCACCGGAUCUAGGAGGACAAUAUGCAAAACAAAUGUCUCUCAUGGAUCUAGCAAUCUGUUGGGAUUUUAGGCCAGACGACCCCAAAAGGGAACCAAGACCACCAAAGCAUAUAGACGGCUCCAACGGGUCGAAAGCACCAGCAGUCUUCACUAUGGUGCAUACACCAAAGGAAGAACAUGAAGGUAUAAAUAUUGGUCAUACCAAUCCUAUUUUUAAUCAGAACCGUGUGGUAGGUGACAUCGGCCAUCACCCGGUACCAUAUUUUGAAAAAGAUAUGGCAAAAGAAAGACGAAGAGAAUCAUGUGAUGUUCAAUAUUGUCCUCAACAUGCUACUGCUAAUGAAAGAGGCUCCAGAUCGGCGUCAUCUAGCAGGAAGAGUUCAGGUCAGUCAGGAAAGAAGCCAGAAUGUGAUGGAAUUCACGGAUGCGGUACUCCGAGUGAAAUGAGUCGUAAGUCUAGUCGGGGCGACACAAGGCCAGAAAAACUGCAACCUAUAAAGGAUGCAUGGAACGCCAAAAAUAAGAAUAAUAACAACGCUGGUUAUGACGUUAAUCGCAAUCGUAAUAGUUUAGAGUCGUACGAGAAGACUCCACUGGCGCAAGGUAAAUUGCAUCACAGCUCGCCAAAUGAGUCGCAGCAGUUUUCGCGACGUUCAACGAAAGAUAGCGAUCAACUAAAUAUUAAACACAAAAAUUGCGUGUCUUGUAACGGCGCUAAAUUAUCCAAUGACACGAAACAGAAGGAAGAUUAUAAGUUUGCGUUUAAAGCUGGUAACCCCAACUCAGUGCAGAGUGUGACUGGUUCUACUGACUCUAAAGGAGUGAAAAUGCCCAAGAUGCGUCAUCCGUACAGCAAGAAAUCGUAUACAAUUCCGACCUUAGCACCUCCGUUCAGUAUCUGGCGUGACGCGAACGCGACCGGCUACCCCGAGCACUGGCGGUUGGCGAGCGUCUAUCAACACGCUUACAAACCACCUGAGCAGAGGCGUAAACCGCUUAUAGACAGCGUUUAUCAGUGAAAGUGAAAAUGCACCUUAUGAUUAACGUUUAUUGGGUCCAAUAACCAAUAACAGAAUGUACAUUAAAUUAUUUUAUUCAGCUGUUUGGAAUUAAAUAUUUAAAACGAUAA